Messenger RNA from Fusarium proliferatum ET1, 894 nucleotides. RefSeq lists its product as uncharacterized. Bases 1 to 894 code for a protein of 297 amino acids. The record is from RefSeq and is a predicted model, not a curated record. The transcript has a single exon. Lineage: Eukaryota; Fungi; Ascomycota; Sordariomycetes; Hypocreales; Nectriaceae.
AUGGAAGAUAAAAACGACAGUGGAAGCCCAACUUGGCAGGAGCAGUGGGCCGAAUGGACCAACGUCUUACCAAACGGCAACACAGAAUACCUGCUCAUCUGCCUUGGCUACAUCAUAAUAUUUGCAUAUCAUACUCGUCACAGUAUCUUGGGUUACUAUGGACACCCACGUGCAGAGAAAUCCCUGGCACUGGCCUUACAUGUUCUGGCUGCUACUUUUGAGCUUACGCGAUACUAUUUUCGUGCCUCCAGAAGGACAGUACAGCCAGAUCUCUUCGACACGGCUGCCUGUAUGAUCCAUUCAAUCACCAGCCUCCGUCUAGCUAGAACGCUGCGCCGGGGGGAUAAAACCACUCGGGCAUCAUACCAGGCGCCGGCGAUGCUGCGGCCAGUGCUAUCCUUUGCUGCAGUGGUACGACAGGACUCUUUCGCGCAUGAGGCUUGCGUCAAACUUCUCCAUGCUUUCUUGUACACCCGGCUGCUCAUUUUUAUGUCCAAGAGGAUUGGCAUGGGGAAGAUUCAGUCUCAUUCUACCAUAUACGCUCAAGCGGUAACCCUAGGGGCCAUUUUAGCCAUUAUUUCCUCGGGUCUUCCGGCAGGAGUGCCGAUAUACAUCGGAUCGGUCGGCUUAGUUAUGGUAUUCAAUCAGCAAACACCCAGCAAUCUCCCUUCGUCGGCUCAUUUGACAGGUGCCAAUGGAAGACGUCCCGAUACUAGAGUCGUUGGUUCGACCUCUGUCAAGAGGACCAAGGAAAGUGUCGAACGGGCCGUUACGAAAGUCAUCCAAUGGCUAGGUUUGUUCGAAAUCAAUGGUUUUGAAAUGAAGCACCUCUCGCCCGGUAUACCUGCUGGUGAUUUUGAUGAAUACGCCGAGAAGAAGCUUGCCGCUAUAUGA